Molecule: messenger RNA, 4665 nt
Organism: Cynocephalus volans (Philippine flying lemur)
Lineage: Eukaryota; Metazoa; Chordata; Mammalia; Dermoptera; Cynocephalidae
Gene: ADGRE5
Product: adhesion G protein-coupled receptor E5
Exons: 21
Coding region: 87-2717 (876 amino acids)
Biological process (GO): cell surface receptor signaling pathway; adenylate cyclase-activating G protein-coupled receptor signaling pathway
Cellular component (GO): plasma membrane
Molecular function (GO): calcium ion binding; G protein-coupled receptor activity
Source: RefSeq, a predicted model, not a curated record
CAGCCCACACAGCUGCCUAGCCCAGAGAGACGGGACAGCCCUGUCCCACCCCCUACUUCCCCUUGCUUCUGCCAGCAGCUGGGACCAUGGGAGGCUCCCACCACAGCGUCUUUCUCGCGCUGUGUGUCUUGCUGACCCUGGCAGGAGGUGAAGCCCAGAGCCCUACAGCCUGUGCCCGGUGUCUUCCAAACUCCACAUGCGUCAAUGCCACCACCUGUCGCUGUCAUCCAGGAUUCAUUUCUGUGUCUGGGAAGAUCAUCAUCGGCCCCUCGGAGCCUUGUGAUGACGUCAAUGAGUGUGCACCACCCACGAGCGUGUCCUGUGGAAAACUCGCAGACUGCCAUAACACAGAGGGGAGCUACUACUGCACAUGCAGCCCAGGAUAUGGGCCCAUUUCUGGGGCAAAAACGUUCAGGAAUGAGAGUGAGAACACGUGUCAAGACGUGGACGAAUGUCAGCAGAACCGCAGAAUCUGUACAAGCCACGGCAUCUGCAUCAACACGCAGGGCAGCUACAAAUGCCAGUGCCUGCCUGGCUUUGAGCUCAAACCGGAGGACCCGAAGCUGUGCUCAGAUGUGAAUGAAUGCACCUUGGGACAAAAUCCAUGUCACAGCUCCACCCACUGCCUCAACAAAGUGGGCAGCUAUGAGUGUCGCUGCCGCCCCGGCUGGAAGCCGAUCCCCAGGUCCCCCAAUGGCCCAAACAACACCAUCUGCGAAGACGUGGACGAGUGCAGCUCCGGGCAGCACCAGUGCCACAGCUCCACCUUCUGCAUCAACACUCAGGGAUCUUACAAGUGCCGCUGCCGCCGAGGCUGGAGGCCAGUUCCUGGGUCCCGCAAUGGCUCAAACAACACCGUCUGCGAAGACGUGGACGAGUGCAGCUCCGGGCAGCACCAGUGCCACAGCUCCACCUUCUGCAUCAACACUCAGGGAUCCUAUAAGUGCCGCUGCCGCCGAGGCUGGAGGCCAGUUCCUGGGUCCCCCAAUGGCUCAAACAACACCGUCUGCGAAGAGAUCCCUUUCUCCACCUGGACCCCACCCCCUGGAAUCAACAGCCAGACUCUUUCCCACUUCUUUGAAAGAAUCCAGGAUCUAGGCAAAGACUACAAGCCAGACUCAGCCAAGGACACCAUCCAGAACCUCAUCAACUUAGUGGAUGAGCUGAUGACAGCCCCUGGGGACAUGGAGACCCUGGACCUACCUGAACGGUACCACAUGGCCACCCACCUGCUCUCAGGCCUCGAAAAUGUCCUGAGGACCCUGGCCAAGACCUUGCCUGAUGGCUCCUUCACCUACCGUUCCCCUUCAGGCACAGAGCUGUCCCUGCUGAUCCAGGAGCAGGGGGACAAAAAUGUCACCAUAGGCCAGAGCCAUGCACGGAUGCUGCUGAACUGGGCUGUGGCAGCUGGAGCUGGGGACUCUGGCCCCACCGUGGUGGGCAUCCUCUCCAGCCCAAACAUGAUGAAAUUGCUGGCCAACACCUCCUUGGACCUGGACCACGAGAAGCAAGUCGAGCUGGAAGAUAUUCAUGAAAGCCCCAUCCGUGGGGCCCAGCUCGAGCUCCUCUCAGCAGUCAACUCUGUCUUUCUGAGCAACACAAACACCGAAAAACUCGACUACCCCGUCAUCUUUGCCAUCUCUCACCUUUCGAGGCCUCAGUGGAAGACACCUGAGACACGGCAGGAACUGAUCUGUGCCUUCUGGAAGGACGACAACAACAGAGGCGGGCAGUGGGCCACCACGGGCUGCCAGAUACUGGGCAGCCAGAAUGGCAGUACCACCUGCCAAUGCAACCACCUGAGUAGCUUCGCCAUUCUCAUGGCUCACUAUGACGUGCAGGACCCGAAGUUGGCCCUGAUCACCAAGGUGGGACUGGUGCUUUCGCUGGUCUGCCUGCUGCUGUGCAUCCUCACCUUCCUGCUGGUGCGGCCCAUCCAGGGCUCGCGCACCACCGUGCACCUGCAUCUCUGCAUCUGCCUCUUCGUGGGCUCCGCUAUCUUCCUGGCCGGCAUCGAGAACGAAGGCGGCCAGGUGGGGCUGCGCUGCCGCCUGGUGGCCGGGCUGCUGCACUACUGCUUCCUGGCCGCCUUCUGCUGGAUGAGCCUGGAAGGCCUGGAGCUCUACUUCCUCGUGGUGCGCGUGUUCCAGGGCCAGGGCCUGAGCACGCGCGGCCUCUGCUUCAUCGGCUAUGGCGUGCCCCUGAUCAUCGUGGCCGUCUCCGCGGCCUUCAACAGCCAGGGCUACGGCCGUGCCAUCUACUGCUGGUUGGACCCAGCCCGUGGCUUCCUGUGGAGCUUCCUGGGACCUGUGAUCUUCAUCGUUUUGUGCAAUGCUGUUAUCUUCGUGACUACUGUCUGGAAGCUCACUCAGAAGUUUUCUGAAAUCAAUCCAGAAAUGAAGAAACUGAGGAAGGCAAGGAUGCUGACCAUCACCGCCAUCGCCCAGCUCGUUGUGUUGGGCUGCACCUGGGUCUUUGGGCUCUUCCUCUUCAACCCACACAGCUGGGUCCUGUCCUACACCUUCACCAUCCUCAACUGCCUGCAGGGCCUGUUCCUCUACGUGCUGCACUGCCUGCUCAACAAGAAGGUCAGGGAGGAGUACCGGAGGUGGGCCUGCAUGCUGGCUGGGAACAAGUACUCGGAGUUCGCCUCAUCCACCUUUAGCACCAGCCAAAAUCAGAGUCGGGCAUUCAGGAGUUCAGAGUCUGGCCUGUGAAGGUGUGGUUCCGGCCAGGCCAGCAGCUCCUGUGGCCUCAGCAGCUUUUGCACAUGCUGAAGACUGUCCUCUCCUCUCCACACCCUCUGCUUCCUCUGUCCUCCCUCCUUGGGCCCCGUGUGCCCCAGAGUGGGGGUGACAGCCGUAGCCUGGCACCAAACCCCAGAACACCCAGCCAGGGUAGAGAGUCGGAGCCACUGGUCCUUACUGCUGCUUCUCUCUGCCCAACCCCUGCUGUGACCCAGGGUGGGGACAGGAGCUGGCCCAGGGUGGCAGCCCAUUGCCCUGGUACAUGCAGCUAGUACUGGGGACAGAUUGAGGGCUCAUGCCCCAGCCUGGCCCUUUCCCCUCAUCUGCCUUUGCUACAGAAUAGGAAAGGCCAGGGUGCUAGGGUUCAAUCUCCCCUUCAAGCUAAGACUGAUAUCAGAGGCCCAGAGAAGGGCAGGGCCCCUCUCGGCACUGCCUGAGGCUGACGGUACAGAGACUUGCCUGCCUGCUCCUGCCUGGGAGUCAGGGGGUUCUCACUGUUUUGAAGGUUGUGGAUGUUGUGUAAAGUGUUUUUAUCUGUAUAAACCUUUCAGUGUAGACACUUAAAAUUAAAUGUUAUACUGAUAGAGAAAGUGGUGUUGAUCCCUGGUGGGGAUUCUCUGGCUAGACAAAGGCCCACGGUGUCCAUGAAAUGCUGACAGACGACCAAGAAGCAUAUGGGGUGGGAGCCAGGCUUCCAUAAUAAAAAUUUAUUCUUACACAAAUCUACAACUUUUGAACAUAACAAGAGAGACCCAUCCGGUGUCUAGAAAGGGGACGUGAAGCAGCAUGUGGGAAGCAGGGCGGCUCCGGGCCACUGAAGCAUGUGAUUAUCGGCUCUGCUCAACUGUAAGACACAGAGGAGGACAGUGAGCAAAGGGAGCAGGGGAGGGUCCCCUGUCCCAGACCCUGGAUCCCUGCCGAGCCACUUACUGUAUGUGGAGAUGUCAAUUUCUUCUGGAAGCUCUGCCACAUUCACUUCAAACCGGUCUUGGACGUCAUUGAGGAUUUUGGCAUCAUUCUCAUCCGACACAAAGGUGAUGGCCAGGCCUUUGGUACCAAAGCGACCCGCACGGGCCACCUGCAGGGAGACAGGAUCGGGGUCAGGGCAGAUACCUCAGGAUUUCAAGAUAAGCAGGGCCAGGGCCCCACCCCACCACCAUCCUGGGAUGUGGACACUAGGGUGGGGCUGCUCACCCGGUGGAGGUAGGUGUCUGAGUCCUCGGGCAUGUCGUAGUUGAAGACGAUGUUGACUCGUUCAAUGUCCAUCCCUCGGCCAAACAGAUUGGUGGCCACCAGGAUCCGCCGCUGAAAGUCCUUGAACUGCUGAUAGCGUGACAGGCUGGGUGCAGGAGAGACAAGUGGAGGCCAUCAGACACUGGGCUCCUGGGCGGUGCUCCCUCCGGCCUUCGCGGGUGGCAUGCACUCACCGCUCCUCCUGGGCCAUGCCCCGGUGGAUGGCGAUGGCCGGGAAGUUCUGCUCCACCAGGAGCUGGGCCAGGGCCAUGCAGCGCUGCACCGACUUGACAAAGAUCACCACCUGCAAGGGAGUGACCGACAAUCAGGGGCACAGAGUCCCCACGCACUAUCCUCCCAAAGACCCAGAACCCUGUGACAGGCUAGUGGAAGCAUCACCUGGUUAAACUCCAGCACGUCCAGGAGAUCGAACAGCUUGCGGUUCUUCUCGCUGUCCUUGAGCUUGACGUAGUGCUGCUGCAGUCCGUACAGUGUGAGCUUGGUCUCGUCAUCCACAAACACCUCCAUGGGCUGUGCGGGAAGGAAAGCAGCAGGGGCGAGCAGGACUCACUUCUGGGCAUCUCAUCUGCCUAGAACCUUCUAGCGAGUGACUCCUUUGCUGCGAUGCUCCCCAAAGGGCCUGCUGUCCCAACCUCUGUAAAUAUUUCUCUAGUAAAAGCUGGAU